Molecule: messenger RNA, 2109 nt
Organism: Paramisgurnus dabryanus
Lineage: Eukaryota; Metazoa; Chordata; Actinopteri; Cypriniformes; Cobitidae
Product: E3 SUMO-protein ligase ZBED1-like
Molecular function (GO): DNA binding; protein dimerization activity
Source: RefSeq, a predicted model, not a curated record
AAUAAGUGCCAGUAGUGCUGGGAGGUAAACUGGUUCAAAUCGAAAACCAGUUUUGUUUUUCGUUACGAUUUAAAUUUGUAAUAAACCGCUAUACCAGUGUAUUUAAUUACACGACGUUCGGAACUAACUUUACGCUCCGCCGCGCGACACUGUUUCAGACGGACCCUUUACAAUGUUGCACUUCCUUAGCAGCGACGAGUGGACGAGCAGUGCUCGGGUGUUAUGUUACAGUGAAGAUGGAUGCUGAACAUGAAACAGAAGAACUUGUGCCAAAAAAAGGAGCCGGGUCUGUUGUUUGGAGGUUUUUUGGUUUCCAAAAAUCCGACGUCGACCAAACAACCAUUUUAUGCAAGUGCUGUCGGGCUAAAAUUCAAGCCAAAGGCGGCAACACGAGCAAUUUGCUCCAGCACCUUAGCCGCAAGCACGUCUUGGAAUAUCAAGAAUGUAUGAAAUUAAAGUCAGCGCCCUCCACAUCAGCAGGUAACACGGGGAAACCAAAAGAAAAGUCUAGCCAAAUGUCACUUACAGACGUGUUCGCUAGAGGGACUUUCUACGACAGAAAAAGCAAACGGUGGAUCGAGAUUACAAACUCGAUCACUAACCACAUUGCCAAAGACAUGGUCCCGCUUAUUACAGUCGAAAAAGACGGUUUUAAGCAGAUGAUAAAGACGCUGGAUCCGAGGUAUGAAAUGCAGAGCAGAAAGUACUUUAGCCAAGUUGCUAUCCCCAACUUGUACCAAAAGCACAGAGCUACGCUCGAAACAGACCUGGCAACCGUCCACCACUUCGCAGCAACGACUGAUUUGUGGUCCAGUCGCACUAUGGAGCCUUAUCUGAGCCUUACGGUUCACUUUAUAAGUGAAGAAUGGGUGUUGCAAAGUCAUUGUUUGCAGACAAGCUACUUUCCUAAUGACCAUACUGGAGAGUUUCUUGCAGCAGGCCUGAAAGAGGCAUUUGAUUCCUGGGGACUUUCGGAGCAGAAGCUAGUGGCCAUCACUACAGACAGUGGAGCCAACAUCAAGAAGGCUAUUGAACUGAACAAUUGGACAAGACUCCAGUGCUUUGGUCACAGGCUUCAUCUAGCCAUAGAGACAGCUAUGAAAGAUGACCGCAUACAACGUGCAGUAGGUGUCUGCAAAAGAAUUGUGUCAGCCUUCUCAUACUCUUGGAAGAAAAGGAGGGACCUGGCUAUUGUUCAGAACGAUCUGGGUCUUCCAAAGCAUGUGCUCACAACUGAGAUGCCUACAAGGUGGGGAUCGCGUCAAAUGAUGAUUAAAAGAGUACUUGAGCAAGAGAGGGCCAUUAGUCAGCUUCUAAAAGCUGACAAGAAAUCAAGGCACUUGGUCCUUAGCUGGCAAGAUGUAGAUGUCCUAGAAGAGAUAGUGCUACUAAUAAAGGCUCAACAGGACACACUCUCAGGGGCUGCUGGUGCAGCAGAAGCAGAGCCUGUUCCUCCUCCUGAGGAAAAAAGAAAAAAGACUUUGGCCAGCUUUUUCAAAAGGCAGAGCACCACCAGCAACAGCACACUCGCAGUGCCAGACGACCAAAGCAUCAGAAUGGAGCUGACAGUCUAUUUACAGACCACAGAGGUUGACAGUGAUACAGAUCCUUUAGACUGGUGGAGAUGCCAUCAGACAAAUUUCCCUCGCAUUGCCAAGCUAGCUCAGCAGUAUUUAUGCAUCCCUGCCACCAGUGCUCCAUCUGAGAGAGUUUUCAGCACUGGUGGCAACAUUGUCACUUGCCACAGGGCCGCACUCAAACCAGAUGCUGUGGACCGUCUCGUUUUCCUGGCAAAAAAUUUGUAAAUGUUGAAAUGUGUGAUUAUUGUUUACAUUUAUACAGGAUAAUAAUCCUGUGAGCCAAGUUGCAGUUGUACUUUAUAUUUAUUUUAUAUGUUCUGGUUUUAAAGCAAUACUUUUGAAGGAAUAACUAAUGCAAGUUGCAUAAUUUUAUUUUUGUAGACCUCAAAAGCAAUGCAAGACAAGUUAAUAUUUACUUGAAUAAACGUAAUGUAACUGGGCUUGUACUUGAAGAAAAAGUAUUUUAAGUUAAUUUAAGUGGACUUGUUCUUAUUUUGUUGUUCAAAAUAAAAUAUCAAAAUAAAUGUUC